AUGCUCGGGAUUGAAGGUCUCACAGAUGCGUCGUUCAAAGGCGAUGUACGGUGGGCGAGAACGGCGAAAUGGUGUGGCUAUGCGCCCAUUGUCGUUUCGGUUAUAUGUGUUCUUAGCAUGGUCGAGAUUGCCUUGGGCGCCGUCUGGAUUGCAUCGUUGAAGACAGACCUCAAUUUCGCCCAAGUCAUUCAGCCCAUACUGAUCCCCGGACUGUGCUUCUUCAACGCCAUCCCGUCGCUGCACUUACACGUCCUGGCGCGUGUCAAUCCACCGCGUCUGGCCCUCUGGUUCUCGACUACACUCUCGAUUACCCUCCUCGUGAGCUCUGUACUUUUCCUCGGCGCAUGCGUCGGGAACAACUCGCGUGGUUCGCUGCAGCGCAGUGAAUGUCCUGGCGCCACGGGCGGGCUCGCUCGUAUCUGGGACAUCAUGGUGGCAUUGCAAUUAGUCAGCGCGGUGCUUUACGGCUUGGUGGCUGCCAUGGCGUGGACAGUGAAGAGAGCGCUCGAGGCAAGGGAGCAGAGGAUUGCGACGGGGGAGGAGAUGGUGAGUCAAGAAGAGAAGGAAAGGAGGGAGAGUGAGGCGAGGGAGAGGUGGAAGUAUCUUUCCGCUGGUUGA
This is a messenger RNA of Rhinocladiella mackenziei CBS 650.93, 618 nucleotides long. RefSeq lists its product as uncharacterized. Lineage: Eukaryota; Fungi; Ascomycota; Eurotiomycetes; Chaetothyriales; Herpotrichiellaceae. The transcript has 2 exons. The coding region runs from base 1 to 618 and encodes 205 amino acids. The record is from RefSeq and is a predicted model, not a curated record.